AUGGACUUGGCUUCGCGAGACCUGGAAAAAGGUGAGCUCGACCGCGGAGCAAGCCAAAGUGUUGAUAGUAGUCCAACCCUGUCACAAUAUCACUCGGAAACCUCAGCAUCAUUUGCUUCUUCCCAAGAAGCAAUGGAAUAUAUGUCUCGAAUUCAGACAGCGGUAUCCCAGCGGGGAUCGAUAUUGGAACGCCAUCCAACGGCACUUAGUCGAAUUGCAACCCAGCGCAGUCAACAUAAUGCGACUGUGGGCGCUGGCUUGAACACACAUGUAUUCCACCAACCUUUACCAGAUUUCGGUGCCGGCAAGCCCUACCCUCCUCCCUUACCCGAAAAAGAAGAAUAUGUGGUGGAGUUUGCAGGACCGGAGGACCCGUUACAUCCCCAGAAUUGGCCUAUGAGGAGGAAGAUUGCAAUCGCAGUGAUGCUCGCGUACACAACAUUCAAUGCCACGUUCACCAGCAGCAUAUACUCCUCCGCAAUCUCCGUCAUAUCCCCCAGUUUCAUGUAUCUUCGGAGGUUGGAACGUUGGUUUGCCGUAGCAACUGCAAAGGAUCUUCAAACCAUCAUGAUAUGCCGCUUCUUUGGAGGAUUCUUUGGGGCAUGCCCAGUUGCCGUUGUCGCAGCUGUCUUCUCCGACAUGUUCAGCAAUCGCAUCCGUGGCCUUGCCAUCACUGUCUUCGCCAUGACCGUGUUCACUGGCCCACUUUUUGCAUCGACUGUCGGCGGCUUCAUCGUGCAAAGCUCUUUAGGAUGGCGAUGGACUGAAUAUCUUACUGGAAUCAUGGGUGCCUCAGCAUUUGUGGCAAACAUUUUCUUCCUGCACGAGACAUACCCACCUGUGGUUCUCAUUCAAAAAGCUACAGAACUUCGCCGUCGCACCAAGAACUGGGGAAUCCAUGCUAAGCAGGAAGAGAUCGAGGUAGACUUCCGGGAACUGCUUUCAAAGAACUUCAGCCGGCCCUUUAAGAUCCUCUUCACCGAACCAAUUGUGCUAUCUCUCAGCAUUUACAUGGCAUUCCUCUACGGCCUACUGUAUCUGUUUUUGACCGCGUAUCCUAUUGUGUUCCAGAAGAUCCAUGGCAUGGAGAAAGGCGUGAGCGGUCUCCCUUACCUGGGUCUUUUGGAUGCAAAUAAUGGUAUUCCCAUUCCCGAGUGGCGCCUGCCGCCAGCGAUUGUCGGUAGUGUGGCCUUUGCAGGCGGCUUAUUCUGGUUUGGUUGGUCCGGCUUCACUGCCGAUAUCCACUGGAUUGUGCCAACUCUUUCUGGUGUUCUCAUUGGAUUCGGUCUGCUGUGCAUCUUCAUGCAAGCCUUUAACUACAUCAUUGAUUCCUAUCUUCUAUUGAUGGCUAUUAACAAUGUCUCCCUCAGUGCUGCUUCUGCUCUGGCAGCCAAUAGCAUACUACGUUCCUUGGCCGGUGCAGUGUUUCCCUCUUUUCGCCACUUACAUGGUGUCAAUUGGGCAAGCACACUGCUCGGAUGCGUCGCGGCUCUAUUGAUCCCCCUUCCCAUUCUCUUCUACCUCUAUGGUCCCAAACUCCGUGUCAGAAGCAACUUCGCUACAGAUUACGUGAUGACAGCACAAGCCCACACUCUUGAUGAAAUCCUUGAGUAG
Molecule: messenger RNA, 1614 nt
Organism: Penicillium maclennaniae
Lineage: Eukaryota; Fungi; Ascomycota; Eurotiomycetes; Eurotiales; Aspergillaceae
Exons: 5
Coding region: 1-1614 (537 amino acids)
Biological process (GO): transmembrane transport
Molecular function (GO): transmembrane transporter activity
Source: RefSeq, a predicted model, not a curated record